Messenger RNA from Fonticula alba, 995 nucleotides. RefSeq lists its product as hypothetical. Bases 150 to 941 code for a protein of 263 amino acids. NCBI's taxonomy places the organism in Eukaryota, Rotosphaerida, Fonticulaceae. The transcript has 6 exons. The record is from RefSeq and is a predicted model, not a curated record.
CUCUCCCGUCUAUCCCCCCCCCCUCCCAUCAGAUCGCCACACCCACCGGCUGUGCUUGAGCACGACCCCAAUCCACCCUCUGUUGUCCCGGCCUUCCCCUGCUUUCGCUGUCCUUCCCCCGCUCGGCCCGUACCACGCCCUUCAUACACAUGGGAUCUUCGUCCUCUACACAGCGGUCCUCCGUGCCCCGCAUCAUCGGCGACAACUUCUCGUCCAUCGAGGAGGUUCAGCAGGCCCUGCGCCGGGCCAACCUCGAGUCCUCCAACCUCAUCUUCGCCGUGGACUACACCUCAUCCAACCAGCACACUGGAAAGAAUUCCUUCGGCGGGCGGUGCCUCCACUGGCUGGACCCCCACCGGGAGCAGUUGAACCCCUACCAGCAAGCCAUCGGCAUCAUCGGCGCCACUCUGGAGUCCUUCGACGAGGACAAGCUCAUCCCCUCGUUUGGGUUCGGUGAUGUCAACACUCACGAUCGCGCCGUGUUUCCCCUCCACACCGAUCCUCGCGGAUGCUACACCUUCAAGGAGGUGCUCGAGCGCUAUGAGCAAGUCACCCCGCACGUGCAGAUGUCCGGGCCGACAUGCUUUGCGCCGGCUAUCAUGACCGCGGUGAACAUUGUUCGUCAGAGUCAGAACCAGUAUCACAUCUUGGUGAUCGUUGCCGACGGCCAGGUUUCCAACCCGCGCAAGACGCGUGAUGCCCUGAUCGAGGCGUCCAAGUAUCCCUUGAGCAUCAUUGUUGUCGGGGUUGGCGAUGGGCCCUGGGAUCAGAUGGAGUACUUUGAUGACAUGCCUGGGCGCAUUUUCGACAACUUCCAGUUCGUCAACUUCCACAAGGUCCUGUCCCAGAACCCCUACCAUCCGGAGCCGGCCUUUGCCCUGGCGGCAUUGAUGGAGAUCCCCGAGCAAUUCCAUGCCAUUCGCAAGCUGGAGUACCUGUGAUCCAUAUAUGUCUCGGGCCGCAGCUUCCUUUCUCUUUCUCUCUCUCUCUCUCUC